This is a messenger RNA of Acipenser ruthenus (sterlet), 4154 nucleotides long. Its product is annotated as alpha-(1,6)-fucosyltransferase-like. Gene Ontology annotation, cellular component: Golgi cisterna membrane. Gene Ontology annotation, biological process: protein N-linked glycosylation. NCBI's taxonomy places the organism in Eukaryota, Metazoa, Chordata, Actinopteri, Acipenseriformes, Acipenseridae. The record is from RefSeq and is a predicted model, not a curated record. Bases 1161 to 2903 code for a protein of 580 amino acids. Gene Ontology annotation, molecular function: protein binding; glycoprotein 6-alpha-L-fucosyltransferase activity. The transcript has 17 exons.
CACUGCAGCCUCCUCUUGUCAAUUCACUCGUUCGGGCUCAGUCAUAGCAGCAGCACUGCUAGUGACUCUAACCUCUCCAGUUCCUGUUUCCGCCUCUCAGCUUACAACAUCUUUUAUGAAAUAAUUCCCCAAAACUCCAACCGAAUACUCCUGCAUUCAAAGGGGCAUACCAAGUUCAACAGGCCUGUUUGUAAUUGGAUGGCGCUAAAGAGCAUGUGAUGGCAGCAUGCCCCUUGGGACUGCUCUCAUUGUGUGCAGGCGGCCCUUCUGGUUAAACUGAAAGUAGGUCACAAUCUUCAGCACAUACUUCUACUGUUCCACCUAGCGAAGACGGUCUCUUAUUCCUACAAAACAGGUUUUGAAGAGUGGACAUCAUGCAGCUCUCCUCACUUAUUAACAACACCCAAGUGAGACACUAAGAUCAUACACGGCACAUUUAUAAAGAGUUUGAAGUCCUGUAUUUGAAGAGUGGCUGUUUUAACUGGAGCCAUUUGUAUUUUGAAAGAUACAGAACAACACGGUCGAAAAAGGCCCUGGGUCAACACUGCCAAUACCUUUUAGGAUUUUGAAUGCUUGAAUCAGAUCACCGCAUAGUCUUCUUUGUUCAAGACUGAAUAGAUUAAAUUCUUUUAGCCAUUAUAAGCCAUAAUCAUUCCUAGUUAUCCCCCAACAUAUACAGCAGUGUGACGGUUUCCAUAUAAAAAUAGCCUUCCCAAGGGAACUUUUAACAACAGAAUCCUGAAGCAGUGAUUUUUACCAGAGGCUGUUUGUUGGCAGUGAAAGAACACAUCCACCGUAUACAAGACAACUUGAACCUUGAAAAGAAUAAACACGCAAGUUUGACAGGGUUACGGACAGAGGUAAAAAGAGAAGGGGAGAGAGGAGGAAGAGAGAAUUGUGGAAACACAGACAAGAAUCCUGGAAUAAGUGAACGUCCUGCUUCUUCUCGGGAGUAGAAAAUUCAAAUUGUGGCAGGAGCGGAAAGGAGCUUGAAAGAGUUACGGGCUUCGAGACUAUGUGGUGAGGAGGGACAGGUGUAAGGAAGGCAGGCAGGCAGACUGCGAGGUCCCCUCACUCACACUCGGAGCACUUAAAGAUGCGCGGUGUCCUGCUGUGAAGGCAUCAUUGGGAGCUUUGUGAAUAAACUAAGAGACUUGAAGAUGCGGCCAUGGACCGGCUCCUGGCGGUGGAUUAUGCUCAUCCUCUUGGCCUGGGGCACCCUGCUCUUCUACAUCGGAGGACACCUGGUCAGAGACAAUGACCACCCUGACCGCUCCAGCCGAGAGCUCUCCAAAAUCCUGGCCAAGCUGGAGCGCUUAAAACAGCAGAACGAGGACCUGCGGAGGAUGGCCGAGUCUUUAAGAAUCCCUGAAGGGCCCAUUGAUCAGGGCCCUGCCUCAGCAGGAAGAGUGCGGGCUUUGGAAGAGCAGCUCAUUAAGGCCAAAGAGCAGAUCGAGAACUUCAGGAAGCAGGCUGGAGACGGUCCUGGAAAAAAUCAAGAGAUUUUACGGCGCAGAAUUGCCAACGGCGUCAAGGAGCUGUGGUAUUUCAUCCGUAGUGAAUUAAAGAAAGUCACACAGAUGGAAGGAAGUGAUCUACAGAAAUAUACAGCUGGGUUAUUGGAAGAUCUUGGACACCAGCAAAGGUCAAUCAUGACUGAUCUGCACCACCUCAGUCAAACAGACGGGGCUGGUGACUGGAGAGAGAAGGAAGCCAGGGACCUUUCCAAUCUGGUUCAGAACAGAAUAACAUACCUUCAGAACCCCAACGACUGCAGCAAAGCCAGGAAGCUGGUUUGCAACAUCAACAAAGGCUGCGGUUACGGCUGUCAGCUCCAUCACGUUGUCUACUGCUUCAUGAUCGCCUACGGCACCCAGCGCACCCUCAUCCUGGAGUCCCAAAACUGGCGCUAUGCCACGAGCGGCUGGGAGUCUGUCUUCAAAGCCGUCAGCGAGUCAUGCACUGACAGAUCGGGAACCUCCACAGGCCACUGGUCAGGUGAAGCCAAUGACAGGGAUGUACAGGUCGUAGAGCUGCCCAUCGUGGACAGCCUGCACCCUCGCCCCCCCUACCUGCCGCUAGCUAUCCCAGAAGACCUUGCUGACCGGCUGGACCGUCUCCAUGGUGACCCGUCUGUGUGGUGGGUCUCACAGUUCGUCAAGUACCUGAUUCGACCGCAGCCCUGGCUAGAGAAGGAGAUUGAUGAAGCCACCAGGAAAAUGGGCUUUAAGCACCCAAUAAUAGGGGUUCACGUCCGAAGGACUGACAAGGUGGGAACGGAAGCUGCCUUCCACCCCAUUGAAGAGUAUAUGGUGCAGGUAGAGGAGCACUUCCAGAUGCUCGGCCGGAGGAUGCACAUCGACAAGAAGAGAGUGUACCUGGCCACAGACGACCCCUCCCUGCUACAGGAAGCAAAAACAAAGUAUAAAGAUUACGAGUUUAUAAGCGACAACUCCAUAUCGUGGUCUGCUGGUCUGCACAAUCGAUACACCGAGAACUCCCUGCGAGGCGUCAUUCUGGACAUUCACUUCUUAUCCCAGACAGACUUUCUGGUGUGCACCUUCUCCUCACAGGUCUGUCGAGUUGCCUACGAGAUCAUGCAGACCCUGCACCCCGAUGCUUCCACGCACUUCCACUCGCUGGACGACAUCUACUACUUCGGGGGCCAGAACGCUCACAACCAGAUAGCCAUCUACCCACAUCAACCCCGGACUGGAGAGGAGAUACUGCUGGAGCCCGGAGAUGUGAUCGGGGUGGCCGGCAACCACUGGGACGGCUACUCCAAAGGGAUGAACCGCAAAAUGGGAAGAACGGGGCUUUACCCCUCCUACAAAGUGAAGGAGAAGAUAGAGACUGUGAAAUACCCAACCUAUCCUGAGGCUGAUAAGCAGCUACCACAGUAGCCAAGAAAGAGACUGUGAUAAUACAGCGGUAAUGGCAACUGGUUGGUACUUUAUCCUUUAAGCACCCAUUUAAAGUGGCAUGGGCGGACUUCUUUUGGUUGUAACAUGUGAUGCAAAAAAAUAACACAAGGGAUUGCAAAUAAUAUUCUUUUUAAACAUUUUGAACGGACUAUUGUAGCCGGGACUAAGACUGGAGAUGGACAAAUGGUUAUGUUUUGUUUUUUUAUGGAUAUCCUUACCUACCUACCCCCACCCAUCCUUCCACUUCUUUAUCAAUGAAUGUACCCUUCUAAAAACCCACCUACCAUGUCUUUUUACUGUUUAGACUGUUGCAUUCAUCAUGUCUGCUAUUUUUUAUUCUCCUCAGACCUUCGUCAGACUGCCAUUUUGUGCUUUUAAUGUGUAAUUAGGAACAGUUUUAUUUGUCGUGUGUAUGUGUGUGUUCCUGAACUUGGUGCCUGGAAAAAAACUAAAUGGCUUUUUAUUAAUUAUUAUUAUUAUUAUAGUUAUUAUUAUUAUUAUUGCUAAACCAUCUGCGUUAUCGCCGAGUCUAAAUUUGGACCUUGCCAGUAUUGCUAGUGUUGGUUACAAUUGUGUCAACGGAAAGAUUCCAUAAAUUGUCUGUUUUUUUUUUUUUCUUUUUUCUUUUACCCUUCUUACACGUUUUAAAACACAUCUAAAUUAAAAAAAAUGUGUAGGUCAUAACAAGAUUUACGUUAAUGGCCAUUUCUUUGAUAACAAAAGAAGAAAUAAACCUGGAUAAACCAUUUCACUUGUGUGUCCUUAAUUCUUAUUACUCCAGUAUAAUUACACGCGUUCAGCAGGGAUUUAACUGUAUGGGGUGAGGAGUUUUGAGUGUGUAAUAUUUUAAAGUGUAAGCCUUUUUCGUUCCAUUCCAACCGAGUGACAAUGUGACUUUUCAGCUCAGCUUGCCUCGCAUACUGUAUUCUGCAUAUGCAUAUAAAGAGAAUAGGUGGAGCUGAAAGGCUACACUUUCACAUGAUUUGAAUGGAACGAGGCCUGUUCAGUCCCGACAUCUAAGAUAUAAUCAUUUAUUUUCAAAUGACAGUAUUUUUAAUUUCUGUUCAUUUCUCAAAAAUAAAAGUUUGUGGCAAAUCAAAUGUCACAUUUUUUUGUGUAAUGUCAGUGCUGUGAACAAAAUGCAUUUGUAGGUUCUAAAAAAAAAAAAAUAAUUCCACUGGAAUUAAAAGGUUCCGUUGCUCCAGUAUUGGAGUUGGACUUUUCUGUGAA